Aspergillus caelatus is the source of this 2604-nucleotide messenger RNA. RefSeq names its product glycosyl hydrolases family 31-domain-containing protein. Gene Ontology annotation, molecular function: carbohydrate binding; hydrolase activity, hydrolyzing O-glycosyl compounds. Gene Ontology annotation, biological process: carbohydrate metabolic process. Bases 214 to 2451 code for a protein of 745 amino acids. NCBI's taxonomy places the organism in Eukaryota, Fungi, Ascomycota, Eurotiomycetes, Eurotiales, Aspergillaceae. The transcript has a single exon. The record is from RefSeq and is a predicted model, not a curated record.
CCGCUUCACGGCCAAAUUUGCCAAUCAUCAUAUCCUCCAAUUCUCUCGAUCCGACCGAUGCAUAAAGUGGCCGGGCCUUCACUGAGAGACAUGAUGUCACGAGUAUUUGGGCUAUGUUAUUCAGCCUAUUUGAAUGGAUAAAAUGCAUAUCAAGAUAAUUUAAGGCCGACGAAAAUCCCAGCUAAGGCUUCAAUCCCAAGGCUGUUGAGCAAUAUGUAUCGCUGGCUGGUGGCCCUAACAGUCUGCGCCGCACAGCUGGUGCUGGCGACCCCAAUCCAGACACGGGAAUCGGACUACUUUCUGCCCAACUCUACUGGAUUUCGCAUGCAGCAUGGCUUCGAGACUAUUCUGGUGCAACCCUUUGGUUAUGAUGGGUUCCGGGUGCGCGCCUGGCCCUUCCGGCCUCCUACGGGCCAUGAAAUCAGCUUCGUCUACGAUCCACCACUGGAAGGCUUCGAGGAUGGACAAGCGCAUGGCUUGAACUUUGACACAGCGUUCAACGGCAAUCAUACUGUUGCUAUCCGCAAUGGAAACACCAUCGUGCGGACCUCCGGUUGGGGUGGAAACCCCGGAGGAUAUCGCCUGGCAUUCUACCGCGUCGAGCAAGAUGGAUCUGAGACCCUGUUGACGAACGAAUAUGCGCCACUCAAGUCGGUCAAUCCCCGUUACUACUCAUGGAACGGCCCAGGAAGUGAAUUCUCUGCCGAGUUCUCGUUUAGUACAACACCCGACGAGCAGUUCUAUGGCACGGGCACGCAACAGGACCACCUUGUCAACAAAAAAGGAACGGUCAUUGACUUGAUCAAUUUCAAUACCCACAUCCCCACACCCGUGUUCAUGAGCAACAAGGGCUAUGCAUUUAUUUGGAAUAUGCCAGCGGAAGGUCGCAUGGAAUUCGGACAACUACGUACGAGGCUCACCGCAGCCUCCACUACAGUCGUCGACUAUGUCAUCGUGGCCACGACGCCAGGUGACUAUGACACACUGCAGACACGUCUAUCCGCGCUGACGGGUAGAGCACCUACUCCCCCUGACUUCUCGCUCGGCUACAUCCAGUCUAAGCUCCGCUAUGAGAACCAGACUGAGUUGGAGCUUCUAGCGCAGAAGUUCAAGGAUAACAACGUUCCCGUCGGAAUGUUCGUCAUCGACUACCAAUCCUGGCGGAAUCAGGGCGACUGGGGUCUCGACCCAGCGCUGUGGCCGGACGUAGCAGCAAUGGCGAAGAAGGUAAAGGAUCUCACGGGAGCAGAGAUCAUGGCAUCUCUCUGGCCCAGUGUAUCCGACGCGAGCGACAAUUAUUUGGAGUUGCAGGCCAACGGAUACUUAUCUGCGACUCGCGACGGGCCCGGAACCACCGAUUCGUGGAACGGCUCGUACAUCCGCAACGUUGACUCUACGAACCCAGGUGCGCGAAAGUUCAUCUGGUCAACCUUGAAGCGCAACUACUAUGACAAAGGCAUCAAGAACUUCUGGAUCGACCAAGCGGACGGUGGUGCCUUGGGCGAAGCUUACGAAAACAACGGCCAAAGCACCUACAUCCAGUCUGUCCCCUUUGCCUUGCCCAAUGUCCUCUACGCAGUUGGUACCCAGCUGAGCGCUGGAAAAUAUUAUCCCUGGGCCCACCAGCAGGCAAUCGAAGAGGGUUUCCGCAACGUUACCGACAGCAAGGAAGGCGAAGCUUGCGAGCACAUCUCACUCAGUCGGUCUGGCUAUAUUGGAUCUCAACGAUUCUGCAGCAUGAUCUGGUCGGGAGACAUCACCUCCGUCUGGGAAACACUGGGCCUCCAAAUUGCCAGUGGACUAUCCGCUGCCGCGACAGGAUGGGGCUGGUGGACUAUGGACGCCGGCGGCUUCCAGCCCGAUCCGACAGUAUCAUGGAGCGCUAACAUCGACACACCAGAGUAUCGCGAGCUGUACGUGCGUUGGCUACAGUGGGCUACAUUCGUCCCCUUCAUGCGCACGCACGGCCAGCGAGUCUGCGACACCCAGGAUGCAUACACAUGUAACAACGAGCCGUGGUCGUACGGAGAGAAGAACACCCCCAUUAUCCUCUCGUACAUUCAUCUCCGGUACCAGCUGGGGUCAUACCUACGUGCUCUUUUCGAUCAGUUCCACAAGACCGGUCGCAUGAUCAUGCGUCCCUUGUACAUGGAUUUCGAGAAGACCGAUCCGAAAGUCUCACAGUGGAUGCAGGCCAACAACAAUGUGACAACGCAGCAGUAUAUGUUCGGUCCGAGAUUGCUUGUGUCACCUAUUACCACGCCGAACGUCACUGAAUGGCCGGUAUAUCUGCCGCAGACGGGCCAGAAUGGUACCAAGCCAUGGACGUACUGGUGGACUAAUCAGACCUAUGCUGGUGGUCAGACGGUUACUGUGCCCGCGCCUGUGGAGCAUAUUCCUGUGUUCCAUCUUGGGAAGAGGGAGGAUAUUCUCAGUGGUGAUGUCUUCUAGGGGUGGUAUGUCUGUACGACUGGAAGAGGUGUCAAAAAUAUCAUAGUACUGCAUGUCCUAAACAAAUUAUGAAUCUCCCAAUCUUCGCUAGACUGACACCCUUGAGCUAAUCUCAAUUACAAGACUUUGAACCCAAUCCAAAACAAAGGUCAA